This is a messenger RNA of Aspergillus campestris IBT 28561, 1922 nucleotides long. Its product is annotated as glycoside hydrolase family 71 protein. Lineage: Eukaryota; Fungi; Ascomycota; Eurotiomycetes; Eurotiales; Aspergillaceae. Bases 9 to 1883 code for a protein of 624 amino acids. The transcript has 5 exons. The record is from RefSeq and is a predicted model, not a curated record. Gene Ontology annotation, molecular function: glucan endo-1,3-alpha-glucosidase activity.
AUCUGUUUAUGACUAUCUUGUCGACCUUGGGUCUGCUGGCCCAGGCUCUUCCCAGCUCCGAUGCCGCGCUGGACACCAUGGCCGCCUCAAAUCGUUUGGUCUUUGCGCAUUUCAUGAUCGGCAUCGUCAGCAACCGCAACAAAGCCUCGGAUUACGAUUCUGACAUGCAGCGUGCCAAAUCCCUGGGCAUCGAUGCCUUUGCCUUGAAUAUCGGGGUCGAUCCCUACACCGACCAGCAGCUGGGGCUAGCAUACGAAUCGGCGGCCAAAAACGAUAUGAAGGUGUUUAUCUCCUUCGACUUCAAUUGGUAUCACACAGGGCAAGGUACCCAAGUCGGACAAAAGAUCGCGCAGUAUGCAAGCAAGCCAGCGCAACUCAUGGUCGAUGACAAGGUGUUUGUGUCCAGCUUCGCCGGAGACGGUCUGGAUGUCGCAGCGAUGCGUUCUGCGGCCGGUCGGCCAGUGUUCUUCGCGCCCAAUUUCCAUCCGUCAUAUGGGACGAAUAUGGACCAAGUAGAUGGGUUGCUAAACUGGAUGGCUUGGCCAAAUGAUGGCAACAACAAAGCGCCCAGGCCGGGUGCGAAUGUCAGCGUGCAGGAAGGGGAUCAGGAGUAUAUCAAGGCGCUGAAUGGAAAGGCAUAUAUUGCGCCUGCCUCUCCCUGGUUCUUCACGCAUUUCGGCCCCGAGGUUUCGUACAGCAAGAACUGGGUCUUCCCGGGAGAUCUCCUGUGGUACGAGCGCUGGAACGACCUACUGACCAUGGGAUCUCGUUUCAUUGAGAUUGUGACCUGGAACGACUACGGUGAAUCGCACUACAUCGGACCGCUGAGUUCGCCACACACAGACGAUGGAUGUUCCAAAUGGGUCAACGACAUGCCCCACGACGGCUGGCUGGACAUCUCCAAGCCAUACAUCGCUGCAUACAAGGCGGGGGCUACCUCCGUCGACAGUUACAUCAAAGACGAGGAACUGGUAUACUGGUAUCGACCAGCCCCGCGUGAGGUCAACUGCGAUGCCACCGACACGUGCAUGGUGGGAGCCAACAACAGCAGCGGGAAUUAUUUCAUGGGCCGACCCAACGGUUGGGAGAGCAUGGCAGAUGCCGUGUUUGUGGUGGCGAUGCUCAAAUCGCCGGCGACCGUGACCGUAAACUCCGGCGGCAAGGUUCAGACAUUCGAAGCACCCGCCGGUGCUAGCGCUUUCCAGGCACCCAUGGGCGUGGGAUCGCAGUGGUUCGCCCUCAGCCGCGGGGGACAGACGGUACUGUCAGGGACGAGCCUGCUGCCAAUUAUCGAUGGGUGUGUCUGUGGGCUGUAUAACUUUAACCCCUACGUCGGCACUCUGCCUGCCCAGCCUCUCGACGUCCUGCAGCCGGACGGUCUCGCGGCCUUCACCUCAGGUCUCAAGGUCAGCACCUGCCAGGCGACGCCAUCCUUAGGCAAGUCCACGCCAACCCCACCACCAUCAGCAAGUACCACCUCCGGCGGCACCGCGCCACCAACGACAACCUCGAAGUCUUCCAGCACCAAAACCCAACCACCAACCACCACCUCUCAGCCUACAACCACCACCAAAACCACCACAACCACCACAUCCUCCAAAACCUCCACAACAACCACUGGCGGCAGCCCCCCCGGGACCGCCUGUAUCGGAGGCACCGGGCCAGGAAACUACCUCGGCCUGUGCGACUUCUGCUGCCACUACGGCUACUGUCCCCCGGGGCCGUGUACAUGCACGAAAUACGGCGCGCCGGUGCCCACGCCGCCUACGACGGGUGCAAACGGGGUGCCGCUGGCCGGGUUGGAUGAUAGUUAUCUGGGACUGUGUAGUUUUGCGUGCAAUCAUGGGUAUUGUCCGCCGACGGCUUGUACUACUCGGUCUUAGACAAUACGAAAGAGAGAAUCAUUAGGGCCGGGAGACCAG